UCAAAAUGACUUUAUUAACAGAGCAGAGAAGAGAGCUCCUGUGGUGAAGCCACCUGCCCUGGAAAAUAAUCUCAAGUCUGUCACAGAUUCAUUGUGCAGCUUCAGACACACCAGGAACUCUCCUUUUGCUUCAAUUUUCCUAUCUAUGAAAUGAGUAUAAAGGAAAAUGAGAUUAAAUUAAUGGCUAGCAGAAGAGAUCAUGACUUCUGUCAAAGAGCAGGAAGCCAUCAGGAAGCUCAUGGUUUUCUUGCAGGAAUGGGAUAGUGCCCACAAAGUUGCUCGAAGCCGCAUCCUGGACAACUUCAUUGAAAGCAACGAUGGCAAGACAGAACCAGAGCUGGAGCUGGAGUUCUCCCAGGGAGCCAGCUUGUUUCUGGCUCGCCUAACCGCAUGGCUCAGGAUGACCUACAUGUACAGCACGUGCCUUGACAAGCUGCUCAAGUCCAUUGGCAUCUUCCUAUCUGCUGCAAGUGGACGCAGAUACCUUAUUGAAUUUCUGGAGAUUGGAGGUGUCUUGAUUCUCCUGGAAGUACUAGGGCUGAACCACCUGAAAGAAGAGGACAAAAGGGAGUCUGUAAAGCUGCUGCAGCUCGUCGCAGACGCUGGCAGGAAGUAUAAGGAACUCAUUUGUGAAAGCUACGGGGUGCAAUCCCUCACUGAGUUCUUGGCCACUUCCAACUCAGCAGAAGCUCAAGAAGACGUGCAGGUUCUGCUGGACUCUUUGGGCCGCAGCUAUCCCAAGUACCAGAAUCAAGUCUACAAAGGCCUCGUUGCUGUUCUGCCGUGUGCCUCCCCCCGCGCCCAGCAGCUGGCUCUGCAGAUGCUCAGGGGCAUGCAGGACGUGGUGGGAGAGGUGCCCUCUGUCCUUGUGGAGCCUGUGCUGGGCGUGCUGUGCUCGGUGCACCUGGAGGUCCAGUAUGAAGCCGUCCAGCUGUUGAAGGCCCUCAUGGCCCACGAGGUCCGGCCAGCCCUGCUGAAGGGCCUGGUUGCAUUACUGACGCCACCCAGGAAGAAAGCAUUUACCUUCUGCGAUGAGACCACCAAAGAUCCAACAGCACUUUGCCUGAGGGAGCCUGUGCUGGUAUAUAUUCAGCAGGCAGCUGCCGCAAAAGCCAUUGGUGUAUUAGCCAAGGAGUCAGCAGAAGUGGCUGAAGAACUGAUCCAGCUGAAAGUGGUACAUGGCCUGAUGGUUGCUCUGGGGAACCUGGAUCAUGUGGCCAGCCAGAGACAUGCCAGCAUCUCCCUGGAGUAUUUUGUCCACACAUUUCCCUUUGUGGAGGAGUGCGUAAAGAAGGCACUAGGACACACACUGUUCCAGCACUUUAUGGACAGUCCUGAGAUGUGGUACACAAAAAUGGAUCCAGUCCAGGCUGAAGAACUGGCCUCCAAUACAGUAGACAUCCCCAGAGACAUAGCAAGGAUGCAGUCCAGAGGUGAGCAGGAAUGACUUCCACCCAAAGAAAAAAAAAAAUGUAACUUCAAUCCAAACCAAAGCUGGGAAUCUGUCAAGAUUCAGUGUUCCCAAAUGCUUAUGACAUGAAUUACCAUACAUCCUUUCAGAGAGCGGAGUGCUUUCCAGGAAGGAACCAAGCAGUCUUUUGUGAACUAAAUGAAGGAAAGCUACCAAACCUGAAAUGUGCAAUUGUCAUCUUGUUAACCUAUGGCAAAAGUCAGUCAUCUUUUUACUUGUCACGUCAUUGGAGAGGUGUAGAAGCAUGUAAAGCAGAGACCAGGAGGCACUCACUGCUCUGUCACAGGGGUUCCAGGUAUCAGCAAAACCCCCAGGGAAACCUGGGACUCAGUCCCUGCAAAUCUACCUUACCCUGCAGGUACCCAAGGUCAGCCAUGGGGCACUCAAAACACACAUUCCCACCCUCUGCUUCGAGGCAUUUGAGUUCUCCAGGUCCUCCAGAUUUUGCGCAAAGUCUCCAAGGUGCCAUACCCCAAUUAGUUCAUAUCAAAGUCCAUCAAGAACACCAAGUGUUUUGUGUCAUCUGUAGGGCCAUGUCAGGGACACGUUCUUGGCACGCCACUUACAGAUGAGACCCAAAGUACUACAAAAAGUAAAAGGCACAGGGGUAAUCAU
Molecule: messenger RNA, 2086 nt
Organism: Harpia harpyja (harpy eagle)
Lineage: Eukaryota; Metazoa; Chordata; Aves; Accipitriformes; Accipitridae
Gene: ARMH1
Product: armadillo like helical domain containing 1
Exons: 12
Coding region: 200-1447 (415 amino acids)
Source: RefSeq, a predicted model, not a curated record